CCGGCGUGCACCGCGGCGCGGCCAUGUUGCCGUAGCGUUGUUUUCUUCCUGCGGAGGCGAGGGGCCGCUGCGGACGGCGACGCGCGGGCCUCGCCUCUGCUCGCUCGCGGGCGCCGGCCCUCGCCGCUCCCCGCCUCCCCGGCCCGCACCAGCGCCGUGGGCCCGCCAGAGGCUCGGGGAACGGCUGAAGGCCGGGCCCGGGCACCACCAUGGCGGCCGCCCUGGGCGCGGGCGGAGGAGCAGGCGCUGGAGAUGAUGACUUUGACCAGUUUGACAAGCCUGGCGCAGAGCGGUCCUGGAGAAGAAGAGCUGCCGAUGAGGACUGGGACAGUGAACUGGAAGAUGACUUGCUUGGAGAAGAUUUACUGUCUGGAAAAAAGAAUCAGUCGGAUUUGUCAGAUGAAGAGUUGAAUGAUGAUCUUCUACAGAGCGAUAAUGAAGAUGAAGAAAAUUUCAGUUCUCAGGGUGUCACCAUCAGUCUGAAUACCACCUCUGGCAUAGUUACAUCAUUUGAGCUGUCUGACAAUACCAAUGACCAGUCCGGAGAACAGGAGUCUGAGUAUGAACAAGGAGAAGAUGAGCUAGUCUACCACAAACCUGAGGAACAAGAACUGUACACUCAGGAGUACCCAGAGGAAGGACAGUAUGAAGGCCAUGAUGCAGAGUUGACAGAAGACCAAAUAGAAUAUGGGGAUGAGCCAGAGGAGGAGCAGCUGUACAAUGAUGAAGUGCUGGACAUUGAAAUCAAUGAACCUUUAGAUGAAUUUACAGAUGAAGAAUACUUGCAGGCUUAUGGUGGGCAGCAAGGGCUGCAAGUGCGGGAAGACUGUGAGGCUGAAGAUGGCUUAGAUGACAUUACUGAUUCCCAGGUUGCUUCUGAGACCCAUGAGGGAGGAAUGGAAACCCUGGAACUCCAGAAAGACAUAAAAGAAGAAUCAGAUGAAGAAGAUGAUGACGAUGAAGAAUCUGGAAGAUUGCGUUUCAAAACUGAAAGGAAAGAAGGAACAAUUAUUAGGCUCUCAGAUGUAACUAGAGAGAGAAGGAACAUUCCAGAAACUUUGGAGCUUUCAGCAGAAGCCAAAGCUGCAUUGCUUGAAUUUGAAGAAAGAGAGCGACAGCAUAAGCAGGGACGCUAUGGUUCCCGUCGGGGAGGAAGGCGAGGAGGCUCUCUGAUGUGCCGUGGAAUGGGAGACCAGAGGCGAGAGAACAGUGAGAGGGCACGGAUGAAAGAGCACAGGCCCGCCCUGCUUCCUACACAGCCUCCGGUUGUGGCUCACUCUCCAAGAUUAAUCCCUCCUCCACAGCCACAGCCUCCUCCACCACCCCCACCACCUCAGCAGCAGCCAAUCAGAAGUCUCUUCCAACAACAGCAGCUACAGCCUCUACUCCCCUUACAGCACCCCCAUCAUCCCUCCCCACCCCAGGGAGUGCACAUGCCACCCCAGAUCGAGACUCCAAGGAUGAUGCUGACCCCUCCCCCAGUGACUCCUCAGCAGCCCAAGAACAUCCACAUCAAUCCACACUUUAAGGGGACAGUGGUGACCCCUGUUCAAGUGCCCUUGCUGCCAGUUCCAAGCCAGCCGAGGCCUGCCGUGGGACCCCAAAGAUUCCCAGGGCCUCCAGAAUUUCCACAGCACACACCUGGACCUGUUCCCAACAGUUUUAAUCAACCACCUCGACUUCCUCUCCAGGACCAGUGGAGAGCCCCACCACCCCCUCAGGAACGAGACCCUUUCUUCUUGGGAGUUUCAGGUGAACCAAGGUUCCCCAGUCAUCUUUUCUUGGAACAGCGAAGUCCUCCACCACCUCCUCCUCCCACGCUCCUGAACAGCAGCCAUCCUGUUCCCACUCAGAGUCCCUUACCAUUCACUCAGCCUGGACCAGCAUUUAAUCAGCAAGGACAGCAGCCAGUGUUCCCUAGAGAGAGGCCUGUAAGACCAGCCCUGCAGCCCCCAGGCCCAGUAGGGAUCCUGCACUUUAGCCAGCCAGGGUCAGCAACUGCCAGGCCUUUCAUUCCUCCUAGACAGCCGUUCCUCCCCAGCCCUGGACAGCCGUUCCUGCCUACACAUGCACAGCCUAACCUCCAGGGACCCUUGCAUCCUCCGUUGCCUCCACCCCAUCAACCACAGCCCCAGCCGCAGCAGCCGCAGCAGCAGCCUCAGCAUCACCAGCACCAGCCACCCCUCCAACCUCCUCUCCAGCCUCCACAUCAGCCUCCCCCACAGCAUCAGCCUCCCCCUCAGCAUCAGCCACAGCAGCACCAACAUCACCAUCACCUUUCUGCUCCUCCCCCUCCUCUGAUGCCCAUGUCUCAGCCGCAGUUCAGGCCACAUGUGCAGACUGCUCAGCCUCAGCCCAAUAGCAGUCGGAUGCAGUGUACCCCACGUCAGGGGCUACGGCAUAGUGCAUCAUCUCAGAGUAUAAGUAAACGACCCAUGCAACAGAUGCAACCCACGGCUCCCAGAAACAGUAAUCUGCGCGAACUCCCCAUAGCACCUUCACACGUAUUGGAAAUGAGUGGUAAUCGCUGUUCCUCCACACCUGCAGCUCAGGUGAAGCCCAUUGUCAGCACUUCCCCACCCUGCAGGGCUGCGGUGACUUCUAGGAGCUCACAGGGAAAAACAGAUGCAAAAGUCAAGCCGCUUAGCCCUGGGGUUCAACCUAAGGAAGAAGCCAAAGCAGAACCAGAGUUCCCUGAUGAAGAUGAAGAGACAAGGUUGUAUCGCUUAAAGAUAGAGGAGCAGAAGCGCCUGAGAGAAGAAAUCCUGAAGCAGAAGGAAUUACGAAGGCAGCAGCAGGCUGGUGCCAGAAAGAAGGAGUUACUGGAAAGACUUGCGCAGCAGCAGCAGCAGCAGCAACAGCAACAGCAGCAGCAACAGCAACAGCAGCAGCAGCAGCAGAUCUAUGGCCCACAGACCACAGUGGAGCAAGAGGAGCUGGCAGCUACAUCAUCACCCACAAACGGUAGCCCACUGUUGCCCUUUCCAGGGCCACAGUGCAGACAAAACGUGAAAACCAGACUUCUUGUUAAAAACCAAGAUGUCAACAUUGCUAAUGUUCAGCCCAAGGCAGCAAACUUUGUCCCGCCUGGUGCUAACAUGCAGCACCAAGGGCAGCAUGUGAGACCACUGAAGCAUCUACGACAGCUGCCACACAAGGUCCUCCAGGUGAAGCCCAUGGACAUGGAGGAGGCCCCCCACUCCCCUCAGGCAUCUAGAGUGACAUCCCUCCAGGGCCGGCCUCAGGACUCCAAGCCAGGGGUGAAGAGGACUGUCAUGCACAGGGCCAACAGUGGAGGUGGUGGAGAUGGGCCACAUGUCAGCUCCAAAGUCAGGGUGAUUAAGUUGUCCGGAGGGCAGGGAGGAGAGAGCGAUGGCUUUUCUCACACAGAGAGCCAGCCCCAGCGGCUUCCCCAGACACCGGACUUGAGACAGCAGCCUACUCGCAAGGUGACCCUGACCAAGGGGGGUCCUCAGCAGCCCCAGCACCUGCCUGUGGGGCCCCACAUGUACCCGGCUAUUCCUCCAGGGAUCAAAAGCAUCCAAGGGAUUCACCCAGCCAAAAAGGCCAUCAUGCAUGGACGAGGCCGAGGAGUGGCAGGCCCCAUGGGCCGGGGGCGCCUAAUGCCAAAUAAGCAGAACCUUCGAGUGGUGGAGUGCAAGCCACAGCCCUGUGUGGUGUCCGUGGAAGGGCUGUCUUCAUCCACCACUGAUGCUCAGCUGAAGAGCCUGCUCAUGUCUGUGGGGCCAAUCCAGAGUUUACAGAUGCUUCCCCAGCAACGGAAAGCCAUAGCAAAGUUCAAGGAACCAGCCCAUGCACUAGCAUUUCAGCAGAAAUUCCACAGGCACAUGAUCGAUCUGUCUCACAUAAAUGUGGCCCUGAUAGUGGAGUGAUCUUGAAUGGGAAAAUCUGACCUCAUGCUGCACACACUGUGGAAUUUCUUCAAGGAAGCUAUAGGUCGGCGCAGGAUCCCCAGAAGUGUAGGUCUAUCUGGUCUGCAGUUUGCCAACUUGUCUGCGCGCCAGCCAGCCACAGGGUGAUUCCAGAAGAGAGUUAAACUGGUGGACAUGGGAUUGGAGUCUGGUGUUAGAUUGCUUUGAAUUCUGUUGUUCACAAGAACUCUGUUCUCGUGUUCUUUUGUUUCCAAGUGCUUACAAUGCAUGUAGACCUUGUUCUUCGUGAUCCUACUGUGUGAUUGGUCACAGUCUUAGAUUCAGGAAAGAAUGUUACCGGCUCAAAUUCCAAGGAUUUUUCCACAGCAAAGAAUAUUUGAUAAUGGUUGCACUUAUCUUCAGUACAGGCUAGAAAAGAAUUCUUAACCAGGCUUAACUGGAGUGGUCUCAGAAAGCCCUCUUAGGCUCUGGUAAAACAUAGGUAAAAGUUCGGGUGAUUAUGAUUGACACGCACCUGCCCUGGAAAGCCAGGGUGUGAGAUGGGUGGCUGGGAAUGGUGCCAUGGAAGUGGCGAUUCUGCUUCUUGUAAACGCCUCUGAAGUGCUGCCUGCUUCAGGAGAGACUUGUGGGCACAGUGCUGGCUAAGCAAGCACAGGCAGCCAUGGCCAGUGGCUCAGCCCCUCCCACAGACAGCCCUCUUGGCUUAGUUUCCUGGCACAGGUUGAGGCACAGCAUGAAGGAAGGGUGGUCAGACCUACUUAGGCCUCUGCUUUUUAAAUGCCCGAGCUCUGUGGUGUGUGCUGUCAUUGCUUUGAUUACCUCACUGCCCUUCAGGCUUUGAGUUUCCUUUGGGUUGCCCUUCUAUCACAUGUGUAAGGGGUGGAUUUCUCAUCAGGGCUGAUGCUCUCCAAGAAAAGUGUGUCUGUCCACAGUAGUCAUGUUGGUCAAUUCCAGCAGGUGAGACUCACUUUCUACAAAGCAUCCCAUGGAAGUCCAUGCUGGGCAGACACUGAACACAGUGCCUUAUGAUGUUUCCCCCAUGAACGCUUCAAUGUUCGGGACGUACUCUACCAUGGGCAAUGACACUAGGACACACUCAGGACUUUUUAGUUGUAUUUUAUACCUGUAAUUUUAUCUUACUUACAUAACUUAAUAGUAUUGAGGGAGACAGGAGUCUGUUGUCACUUACUGUCACUGGAUAAUGAGGAGUAGGUGCAGGUUAUGUUACGUUUUCAAUUAAGUUGCCAAUGUUAUACCUGGAGAAUGGUAUUCCAGGCCCUGUGAAACUACAUAGGACCAUUUCUGAGAUGACACUAUGUGCUGGCAAGUAGCACUGGGGCAAUAUAAUUCUUGUUAGGGAUCCAGGCAAUUAGGGCAAGGCAUUCAUAGGAGGUCUUAGAAGACCUUGUGGCUAUGGUGCCACUUGUGAGCACAGAGCGUUUGCCUUCCCCUGACAGGCUGCGCUGGGGGUCAGCCCUGCUGUGUCUUUACCAUCCAAUCCAUCAACUGGUGGCCCCACUGCACUCUCACGCAUUUCUCUUAGACACAGGGGUUGUCGAUAGAUAGUUCACUAAAUUGGUGAGUUUGGUAACAUGUUAGCUCUAGUUGGAUGAGGUAGAGGCCAUGUAGGAACUUGAGGAUUAGGACUCAGUAAAAGGAGUUUAACAAGUUUGCUUCCUUCUCAAGUGAUUUUUGAGUGCUGGGCCUUUAAAACCCAAAUCUGCAUUUUUGUCUGAAAAAUAGGCACUGACGCAUUGGAGUCACUUAUGGAAGCAUCCUCAUCAACAGCACUGUUCACCUCAGGCCUUAGGGCCACUCUGAGUGUGAUGAGGUACCCAGGAGCAUGUGUGUCCCUUAAUUGUCUGCACACAUGAGGUAGCUUUCUCUUAUUGCAGUGUCCUGAGAGACCAGCUCCAAGCACUGCUUAGAACAGCCGCUCCCUCUGCCUUGGUGCAAUCCACCUGGAGUGGACUGUCAGCGGGGCACGCCAGUCUUAAGGCUUAGCUUCUGUGAGGGAGCCACAGAAAGUGAAAGAAGCAGAAUUAGAAAGAGCGCUCCCCACUUGCUGAGCACUUCUCACAGUGAAGUCAACCACACCCGAACCCAACCCAACCCGGGGAAGAUCUGCUGCAACCAUUAUCUCUGUUCUUUCUUUAUCAUGCAUUUCAAACGAGGAGAAAAAGCAUUAGCAUACUGUGUAAAUAUAUGGACCUUUGAAAAUUCAAACGUUAUUGGAAAUGCUUUCAACUCAAAACAGCAGCCCCUUAGCUAUUUGUUAGUUCUUUUUUUUUGUUUUUGUUGUUGUCUUAUCAAAGUUUAAUGGAGACACUUUCAUAAUUGUUGUUGUGUGUACAUUCAAUUUUCAUAAAGAUGGUAGUAAGUCAAUACAUUAACCCUCAUCUGUGUAUUAUUUGUUCACAAAUUCCACAAGGUUGAAGGAGUUACUCUUGCAUCUGUCCUGAGGUGGAGAGUAGGGGGAGGGGACAAAUAAUUUUCCCUCUCUUUGCUUGUUUAUUUUGUGCUGUAAUGAUUGUGAGUUCACUUAGUUGCUUACCUCAACAUAACCUUGUGUUGCCCUUGGCUUGGCCACAUUUGUUAAAUCCUUAUAUUGAUAUUCUUGAGGGGAAAAAUCUCACCUUUUCUUUUCCAAAAGAUUCUGAGGUAAACUCCCACCCUGGCCCCCACCCAAUCUGAAUAGGCAGCUUCUUGUGCAGGUCCCGUGCCCAUGCCUUGCCGUGGAGGAUCGUGCCUGGAUGGGAUGGGAGGUGGGUUUUCCGUAACCAUUUUCAUCUGGGUAGUCCUCAUGUUAUGUGAAAAGGUCUGGGAUGGUUUAUUUGAAUCAGGAUGCAGCUUAGGUCCUGUACCCAGGGGUUGUUUUCCCCCAUGCAGCAUUCUGCCUGAAGCAGGUAGAAGGAGGCUUUGCUGUUCAUUGAAGCUGGCAGGGAACCCAAAAGGUGUGGGGGGAGGACUGGACAGUGGGCGAGGAGAGAGUCUUAAGGAUGGGGAUGUCACUGAUGUACACCUCUGAUGGGACCCCAGGGUACUCCUUCACUCAGGUGUAGGGCCUCACAGAUGGGCACAUGAAGGUACUCUUGCAGUGACAUAGGCUAGGUGAAGGGUCUUCUUUGAGUGCUAGGCUUAAGACCUGUCUUUGUGUUUUGGUUUUUGUUUUGUUUGUCUUUUAUUUCCUAUGGCAAUAUUGGGAAGGUAAGCUUGAUGUAGCCCAUUGCCUUAUGCUACUUGAAGAUAGGUAAAGGCACUCACUCGCCCAAGAGGUCUGUUCUUGGUCAUCAUUGGGUGCUCUGAGGUUCUUUUCUGUGUCCUCUGACCCAAUACAAAAUGAGCAAGUCAGGUGGCAUAUCCCUGUGCCAGAGCCCUGGGCCACAAGGGGCGGCCCUUUCGCUUGCUCUCCCUUCCUCGGAGCCCUUUAAUCUCUGCCUCCUGCUUGUUGGGCCCAGCUUGAGCUUUGCACCCUCACUCUCAUGCCCACUUGUUUCUGCUUCUCAGAGGGGAAGAGGCCUGGGAGGGCAAUUGGCCUUGAGGUGCUCUGCACAGGAGCUAACAGUUGGGGCCAAGGGUGGACAAGAACAAGACCCCUCCCCACAGAGGAAGCCACUAGAAGCUUAGCUCAGUUAUGGGAGAGACUUAGAUACUUUACCAAGUUUAAUAAUAAUACUGCAACAAUGGCUUGGGUAUUUUAAAGUUUGGGAAGUAUUAUUUUUACAUCCCUAAAUAUAAAGUUCAAAAAGGCACUUAGCCUUGUCUUAUUAAAUCCUAAGGAUUUUCUGUAAGGUUUUUGCAACCUAUUUAGUUUUUGUCAUUUAAAAAUGCCUAACUUCUUAGGUAUACAAACCCAUGGCUUUGUGUACUAGAACAAGAGUAAUCCACUGAUUCAUAUUGGAUCCCAGGUAUACCUCCUACUGGUAUCAGGUGUCAGGAGCGGGUGGGUACUUGUUAACAUAUCUCACCUGACUUUUCUAGAAACUGCCAAUCAUCUAACUCUUUCUGUCGAGUGUUGGUAGGACAGGCACUUUCACUGAGAAACUCUCUCCUUGUCCCUUAGGCCUAUCAUAGGGAGAGGUUUUAAAUGUUCUCCCUGGUUCAGUUUACUGAUUUGAAAAGGUUUGUGGGGAAAUGCAGGUGAUUUAGAGAGAACCUUGUAUAAUUUGUCUCACAUGUCCUAUAGGUGGGAUGGGCAGGUGCAUGUUACUGUGUUCUGUGUUUGGAAGUUUAAUGUGCUCUAGACAGUAGACCUCUUGACCUUCUUACAUGACUUUCUGCUAAAUUACUUUUCAUUUUAAGGACAAGUGACGCGGAGGCUGGUUUGGGAACUAACACCUUUUGCAUUCUGCGCUGUUGUCUUAGAACACACACAUUGUAGACAGCAUGUUGCACCCAGCCCACACUGAUGGCCCUUGAGGAGCAGAUAACCGCUUGUUCUUUACUUUUCACAGGUGGCAUCCAGAGCAGUGUCCUCUGUGAGGAUUUCCUUCCUAGGCUUUAAUUGCACUGUUUAAUUUUCAGGUGCAGCAGAGAUGGAGUGUGGUUUCCUUUUGCUUCCAGAGUGUCUGACGCUCUGUUCUCUUCUCCCACUCUUUCAUCCACUCCCCUGCCUGGCUGGGGCUCUGGCUCCCUCCUUACCUUCUCCUUUUUUUUCCCCUCUUGUUAACACCUGAGGUGUUGUCACUGUCCCCCUCCCAGUGAUUCUCCUGUUGGCAUGCUCCCUGUCUCCACUUCCGUGGUUUCCACACCUGCAGUGGUCACUGAUACUCACUUGAGUCAGGCUCCCUGUGGCAUAAGGGAGCAUUGUGGAUAUCUGCACCAGGGCCACAUCUCCAGUUUCUCUAACCCUUUUGCCUCGACAGGUCUUUCCAUGGGAUUUGUUCCUCCAGAACCUGAAUUGGAGAGCCUGACCUUUGCUUGUUAUUUUUGCAGUUUGACUCUGGGCCUAAAGAUGCCAGUGCCUCUCAGCUGUGGUCUGCAUGUCAUUAACCACCCCUCUCUUGUUUUUACCCCUCUACCUUUGCAGGACCCAGGGCGUGGGUCAAUAUUAGUGGUAGCGUGCUCUCAUUCGCUUGGAAGUGGUGGCCGUGUGGCCAUUGUACUGCCCUUGCUGAUAUGGCCCUCGUCGUCGUUAAUGUGUGUGCGCCUCCCAGCUGUGCGGGCAGCUUGGAGUGCGGGCUAUGUUGCUGGAAGUGCGCUGGCUGCUUAGAAACCACGAGACACCACCUUGCUCUCUUCUGGCCUCACUGUUUCUGCCGGUCUUCGUGUUUCUGCCAGUCACGUGCUCUUCCCGUAUGAGUGACACUGCUGUGCUUUACUCCAGUUUUCCUUGGCAUUAGCCACUUGGGAACUCUUGCAGGCUGUAUAUGUGAAAAGUAGUAGUGGCGUAGGUGAAAAGAAAAUGUAUUGUUGUGUAUCAUUUGUGUGGUCUCAUAGCAAAAAAAAAUGUGUUUGAGCUGUACUGUAACCAAAAAUUCUGUCAUUAAAUUAUUAAAGGUU
This is a messenger RNA of Mesocricetus auratus (golden hamster), 9395 nucleotides long. RefSeq names its product RNA binding motif protein 33 (gene Rbm33). The record is from RefSeq and is a predicted model, not a curated record. The coding region runs from base 210 to 3893 and encodes 1227 amino acids. NCBI's taxonomy places the organism in Eukaryota, Metazoa, Chordata, Mammalia, Rodentia, Cricetidae. The transcript is spliced from 19 exons. Gene Ontology annotation, molecular function: RNA binding.